Messenger RNA from Solea solea (common sole), 1878 nucleotides. RefSeq names its product spermatogenesis associated 17 (gene spata17). Bases 160 to 1098 code for a protein of 312 amino acids. The record is from RefSeq and is a predicted model, not a curated record. The transcript is spliced from 8 exons. NCBI's taxonomy places the organism in Eukaryota, Metazoa, Chordata, Actinopteri, Pleuronectiformes, Soleidae. Gene Ontology annotation, cellular component: spindle pole. Gene Ontology annotation, biological process: establishment of meiotic spindle localization; mitotic cell cycle; spindle organization. Gene Ontology annotation, molecular function: protein binding.
UCCAACUUGAAUGCCUUUGACAGGACUCAGGAGGCAAAUACCUGAGGUUUGUGUUGAAGAAAGAGGAAAAAGGGACGCAGAAAAGUGCAACUUUACGGAUGACAACUGCUUUAAAACACCAACAAAGAAGAAGAAGGAGAAGAAGAAGAAGAAGCAGACAUGGCGCAGCUACUGAAAAUGAAAAGUAAAGGACUUAAGGAGUUCCGACAGCAAUACCUUCUCAGGAACAGCCAAGCUGAAGAGAAAAGGUGGCAAGAACACCAGGCGGCCACGUGCAUUCAGAGCUGGUUCAGGGCCUGCAAGGUGCACGCGUACAUCAGACAUCUGCACAAGAAAGCAAUCAUUAUACAGAAGAUAUGGCGGGGCUUCACAGCAAGGGCACGUUUCAGACAAAUGGUGAAGGAGGCAUAUUUUAUCAUGAAGAUGAAUUUCUACGAGGAGAUGGCGGUCAGGAUCCAGCGGAGAUGGAGAGGAUUCUAUGUGAGGAAAUAUGUCCACAACUUCUAUGCGCGCAAGAACUACCUGGCAGAAGUGUCCUGGAAAAACAAAGUGAUCAGGAGCGGCCUGGAUGAACUUGAGGAACUCCAGAAGAGAGAGCGAGACUGUCUGGAUGUCAUUAAAGAGCAGACGAACAAGGUUUAUCAGGCUCACCGUUUACACCACCUUCUCAGCACAAAGCAGCGCCCAGGGAUCUUCAACUCUCCAUUCAGGCCAGGUCCCCAUGAGACAGAGCUGCUGCUGAGGCAGGUCAAGUACCAUCGCCCCACCAGACUAACUCCCAGUGGCAAGACUUGUCUCUUGGGCAUUCCUGACUCAACAGCACCAAGUCUUGCAUCCCCGGGUAGGAAUAUCUUAGGAACCUGCUCCUCCAGGCCCAUAUUGCCCCCCAUUGCCAGCAAGAAACAGAUGCUCUUGGGUGUGCAAAAACAGCCAGGGGAAGUGUGGGAGCAGUGUGUGCGUUGUCCCGACCUGAUGCGUCUGCAGUCGUCGUACGCUCACCUGGAGGAGGCUAAGCAUCAGCUGCAACAGUACAAGUCCAUGAACAUUGAUAACGGCAUGCUGUUCGAACAAUACACAGAUGCCCACAUGCAGAAUUAGACCGUAACAUAUAUAUACAUGUACAAACACACGUGUCUUGCAAACACAAGUGUAUGAACUGUGUGAUAUAGGGAACUACUUUGCUGGUUUAAAUGAAUAUUAUCAAUGUACUUGACAAACAGCAACACAAUUUAGCUUUAUUUGUUCAUGUUAGACCUCAGAAUUUUAUUAAACAGACAUAUUAGUAUUGGAGGGGGCACAGCACUAAAGGGGUUCACAGAGGGCUCACAGUUUGUUUUCGUACAUGCUCUUCAAAUUGCAUCUUUAUGUGGAUGAUACACUAUCUUUAUCAGUUGUGUCUUCUGUGAGUCAAACCAUUGCUGAAGGACUCUCUCCAUGGACUUAGGUUGAUUCAGUGAUGAGAAAACAAAGUUAAUGACUUUUUUUCUAAAUCUCAUUGGGAGUCCCCGCUCACAACCAACAUAUAUCUCACUACUCUGCCCGGAGACCACAUUGAAAAGAAAAAGAAAAACACUUUUGGCUGGAGGACAAAAAAGAAAUUUCAUUCAGGAACUUGCCAAUUUGUGUUUUAGCCAUUUCUUGUCCUUUGUUUUUUUUGUAUGUUGUGCCAUAUUUUCUGUCAUUUUAAACACAAUGAGUGUUUAAGCUUUUAUUUACAACUAUCCUGAGCUGAACUUCACUCUUUACAACAUUGAAAACAUUAUUGAUAUUAUUAUUAUUAUUAUUAUUAUUAUCAUCAUUAUUGGAUAUCCCAGAUCAUGUUUUUUGUAAACUGUGCUUUCUUUCAUUGUGAUGUAAAUGUUUCUAUUAUCUAUCGUA